CUGCUCACGAAGCAGGCAAUCGAUCGAAGAACAAGACAAGAAGGCAGCAAGUCAACAGAAGUAUCGUCGUCAUGAGGGGUGCACUGCAGGUGGCUGUGCGCCAGUUGCACCGCGCGGCUGUGCGGCCGAUUGCGGCGUCGCCAACAGCCCACUUCUUCGCCUAUUCCCAGUCAGGCACCUCGUCCGAUUCCGUUGUUGCCUCUCUUGUGGAGCAGUCGCGCACGCACGAGAUGCGCCGCCAGCGCGACGAGCUCGUCCUCAUCCCUUCGGAGUCCAUCUGCUACCCGGAGUGCGAGGACCUCAUGGCCAGCUGCUUCGGCAACAUCUACGCCGAAGGUCAGCCGGACCUGCGCCUCAGCCGCGUCUCCCCCGCACUCGCCACAGAUGACGCCCUCUUCCACGCAUGGCAUCGCCGUCUUAGUGACGGUCGCUUCUACAGGGGUUGCGGCGAGGCAGACCGGGUGGAGCUGCUUGCCAAGUACUACAUUGCAAAGGCGUUUUCCAUGCUUGCUGGCUCUCCAUCAGCGGACCAGAUUCACGCCAACGUGCAGGCGCUGUCCGGCUCCCCGGCCAACCUUGCCAUCUACUCUGCCCUGCUUAACUACGGUGACAACAUGCUCACGCUCAACCUCUCCCACGGCGGCCACCUCUCCCACGGCUCCCCCUUCAACGUCUCCGGCAAGCUGUACCACGUGACCCAAUACAGCGUCGACCCCAAGACGCGCCUGCUCAACUACGACGAGAUCCGCACGCUCGCGCACGAGACCAAGCCCGCCAUCAUCGUUGGUGGCGCCAGCGCGUACCCGUGGGAUUGGGACUGGCGCACGCUGCGCACCAUCGCUGACGAAGUUGGUGCCCUUCUGCACGCAGACGUGUGCCAUCUUGCCGGCCUCAUCGUCGGCGGACAGCUGAAGAAUCCGCUGCCAUACGCGGACACGGUCAUGUUCACGACGCACAAGACGCUCAUGGGCCCGCGCGGAUCUGUCAUUGUCACCAAGGACAAGGACAUUGCCAAGAAGAUUGACAACUCGGUCUUCCCAGGCAUGCAGGGCGGCCCGCACGUGAACAACAUUGCGGGCAUUGCGCGCAUGUUUGAGAUGAUCUGCAACAACCGCGACGCCUACUGCCAACUCCAGCGCCGUGUCCUCGACAACACCUCCAUCUUUGCCGAGGCGCUGCGGGCGGAAGGGUUUGAGCUCGAGUACCAGGGAACAGAGACACACAUGGUGAUGCUUGACAUGAAGAAGUUCCGCAACCGCUCGGGCAACGCGCUCGAUGGCGAGACGGCGUCACGGCUCCUCGAGAAUGUCGGCAUUGUUGUCAACAAGAACACGCUGCCUGGCGAUGCGACGGCUGCGGACUCGAGCGGUCUUCGCGUUGCGGCGCCGUGGAUCACCCAGCGCGGCGUCACUGCAGACCAGAUCAAGGACCUCGCCCGCAUCAUGCGUGAGCUGCUGUCCUCGGCCGUUGGCUUCCAAGUCUGGGCACCGUCGGGUGACGAGAAGUGCCGUGCUCGCGUCCCUUACGCGCAACUGCAAAAGUCGCGUCAGGAGGUCCUUGCGCUUGCUCGCUCGCUGCCGUACCCGAAGCUGGACGAGUCCAAGUUUGCCGAUUCGCUGUUUGAUCCCCUGCGCGAUGCGUUCACCGUCAAGGGCCUCACCGCCAUCUCCGUCCGCGGCGAGAAGGCGCGCCUCGCGCUCGACCAGGCGCUGACGUGCAACGUUUCCUCGCUUGGGGAGAACGACGUUGCGUGCGGGUUCCUGCUUGACGCAGACGGAGAGCUCAUCUCGCCCGCUAUUGUGUCUAACCUCGGGUGGAGCCACAACGCGGCGUGUGGCGACAACGGGGAGGAGCGAAUGGCAGUCUUUGCCCCGCAGGAGAAGGCCGAUGACGUGCGCAUGUGGCUCGACGCCCUUUCUGAUGGGUACGUUGAGCUUGUGCGUGACGAUCCGUACCUGAAGGUUGACGGCCCUUUCGCUGUCACCGGUCUGCAGGAGAAGGACAUCCCAAUGGCAGUCGUCUCGGCCGUGACCGGCUUGACGCUGCCUGGGUCGCUCGACGCGAACAACAUGGAUGUUAACAAGGCGUUUUUCGUUGGGCAGCAUGCGCAUGUGCAGCGCAACAAAGCAGAGGCGCUGCCGACGUUCACAUACACGCCGGGGGACGGCGAUCUCAAGCAGACUGUCCUGCACGACUGGCACGAGCGAAACGGCGGGGAGAUGGUUGGCUUUGGCGGCUGGCGCAUGCCCGUCAAAUACGGAUCCAUUGCCGACGAGCACCGUGCCGUGCGCACCUCUGCUGCCCUGUUUGAUGUCUCGCACAUGAGUGCUGUUGGAGUGAAGGGUCCGCAGGCGCUGGCGUUCCUUGAGACGACGCUCGCAAACACUGCUGCUCGGCUCAUCGACAACGAGGGGCAGUACAGCUACAUGAUCCGAGAGGACGGCACUGCGCUCGACGACCUGUACGUGUACCGCCUCGCCCGCGACAACUUCAUGCUCGUCUUCAACGCCGCCAACUUUGAGCGCGAUUUCGCCUGGCUCAACGCCGUCAACGAGGGCCGCGUGUGUGUGGAUCUGGAGAACCCGACCAAGCGGGUGCCCGGGCCUGUGGAGAUUAAAGAGCUGCGCGACGCCGGAAGUGACUCUCUCCUCGACAUUGCGUUCCAGGGCCCCAAGUCCAUGGAGGUGCUGCAGCGGCUUGUUGACACGCCCGAACAGCGGGAGGACUUGGCGACAGGCGUGCUCAACACCAUCCACCACAUCACGAUGAAGGGCGUGCCUGUGAUUGCUGCCCGCACCGGUUACACCGGAGAGAGCGUUGGCUAUGAGCUGUUUGUGCACCCGGACGAGACGCAAAAUGUGUGGGACAUGAUUUUGAACGAGGGCAAGCGUGACGGCGUGGUUGCUGCUGGGCUCGGCGCGCGUGACAGCGCCCGCAUCGAAGCCGGCUUCCCGCUCUUUGGUCACGAACUCGAGGGGCCCGAGCAGCUGUCACUGACCGAGGCAGACUACGGGUAUGUCUCGCGGCUGCACCGUCCGUUCUACAUUGGCCGCAAGCCCUACAUUGAGCGCACGCACCCGCGCAGGAAGAAGCUUGUUCGCCUCAAGGGCAGCGGUCGCAAGACGGCGCGUGAGGGGCACGUUGUCCUCAACGAACAGGGCGAGCCUGUUGGCACGGUGACGAGCUUUGCGUUCUGCGACGAUGACUUCAACUUCUACGCCAUCGCUGCGGUUGAUGCGCAGUGGACCCCCGAGACCGGCGCCACCAUCCGCAUUGCUCGCAUGACAAAGGACAAGUUCAAGGGUCCUGUCAAUGCCUCGAGGACUGUGGAGAUGGAGGUGCUCACGCGCUUCCCCACGCCGGAAGAGAAGGAAGCCUGGGCCAAGCACUACAACGCGUGACAUGACAUAACUCGCACACUGCGUCAUGACAACCCACGCACAACAACCACACACUUCACAAAGCGCCAUGACACUCUUUUUCCACCCCUUCCACUCCCUCCAACACCACACGCUUCCAUUCACACCAUCAACAGUUGUUUUCAUGAAUGAGGUUUCAUCCUUGCCUCCUCAACAAAGAGACACAAGGACAGCC
Molecule: messenger RNA, 3594 nt
Organism: Salpingoeca rosetta
Lineage: Eukaryota; Choanoflagellata; Craspedida; Salpingoecidae
Exons: 20
Coding region: 72-3401 (1109 amino acids)
Biological process (GO): tetrahydrofolate interconversion; L-serine catabolic process; folic acid metabolic process
Cellular component (GO): cytoplasm
Molecular function (GO): zinc ion binding; glycine hydroxymethyltransferase activity; cobalt ion binding
Source: RefSeq, a predicted model, not a curated record